Megalops cyprinoides (Indo-Pacific tarpon) is the source of this 3136-nucleotide messenger RNA. Its product is annotated as sorting nexin-19-like. Gene Ontology annotation, cellular component: intracellular membrane-bounded organelle; early endosome membrane. Bases 125 to 3040 code for a protein of 971 amino acids. Gene Ontology annotation, molecular function: phosphatidylinositol binding. Lineage: Eukaryota; Metazoa; Chordata; Actinopteri; Elopiformes; Megalopidae. The record is from RefSeq and is a predicted model, not a curated record. The transcript is spliced from 12 exons.
AAGAUGGAAAGUUGUACCAGCACUUUCCCUGCUCUCCAUGAAGCAUCGGUCGAUUUGUGUUCCGGCUGGGGAGCAGUUAGGCGCACCUUUCCUGCGACUUAGGUGCAUGUGUGAUUGAAGAGCCAUGUCUCGCCCUGAGACCCUGGGCCCCAGUGCCUGGGCUUUUUCGCUGGGGCAGAGGACUGUGCUGGGGUUCGGGGCUGUGGUGGCCUGGAUGGUUCUGUUCCACCUGCUGGUGAACGCGUGGCUGCUCUGUGUGUUCACCAGCCUGCUGCUGGUGCUGGGUGGCUGGCUGGGCUCUCAGGCUGUGCUGGACUCCAGCAGCGUGGUCCACCUGGAGCGCUUCGUCACCAUGGAGCGCACCCCAGACCCGCCCGACAGCGAGCUGCAGCUGGACCGGGAGAUCCACAACACUGUCUGCAAAAUCGUCCGCGACUUUGUGUCCUCCUGGUACCGCACCGUGUCGUCCGAGCCCGAGUUCGAGACGCAGGUGCGGGAUGCCAUGGUUGCCAUGGCGAUGGAGCUGAAGGCCAGGGCGGGGAGGGUGGACCGCCGGGCGCUGACCGAGAGGCUGCUGCACCUGUGCGGCUGCCACCUGCAGAGCUACCUGCGGGUUCGAGAGAUGCUGGCGGAGCGGGGAGGGAGGGGUGAGCAGGGGGAGCAGGGGGAAAGGCUCUGGAAGCUGUACCGUGGAGUGAAUGCUCCACACCCGGCCAUGAAGAGUCCAGCCACUGAGAUGGCCUAUGCCCGGGGCGUGGUGGACCUGCUGCUGCAUGUGCUGGUGCCGCCGCCCCACCUGGAGACCCGCACCGGCCGCUUCGUGGUGGGAGAGCUCAUCACCUGCAACGUGCUCCUGCCGCUCCUCUCCAGGCUGGCCGACCCCGACUGGCUCAACAUGCUGAUCGUCGACAUCUUCACAAAGUCCAGCAGGCAGGCGGGCGAAACGAGGGAUGCUGCGGAGACUCCGCCCACCACGUCCCCAGCCCCGCAGCAGCCUGAGGCCCCUCAUGCCCCCGACGCCCUGACCCUGAGGGUCCAGCCCGACACGCCCGGGGUGACGGGCGCGUCCACCCCUGAACUCUGUGCCUACGAUGUCAUCGACUCGGCGGAAAUGUUCUGCUUGCAGAACAUGGAGGAGGAGGAGUCCUGGCCGGAGGGUGGGGCCAGGCAGAGGCCCAGCGUCAGCCCCAUGGACUACCUGCGGCCGGAAAAAUUCAACCCCUUUUACCAGGAGACCGACUCUGACAUGGAGUCUCCGUCCUUUGACUUUAAGAGGACCUCCAUGGAGUCGCUGGUUCUGAUCGGCUCAGAGGAGGCGCUGUUAGACAGGCGGGACUGCAGCACGCCCACAGACAUCAGCAGCGUGGUGGAUGUGGAGGACGAGCUGCAGGGCUUGGCGGCUCUGGCGGACCGUGGCGGCCCACAACUGCUGGUGUCUGACGGCCUGGAGGGGGCGCUGGAGGGUGGGGGAGAGAGGCCCAGCAGCCUGGGCCCUGUGGGGCCAGCAGGCCCGGAGCUGGAGAGGGACAGAGUGAACCCCAACGAGCUAUCCAUCAGCGUGCCGCUGCAGGCGUCCUCCCCCACCACCGGGGGCGCCCCGCUGUCCCCCUUCAGCUUUGAGCCCCUGAUCAGCCCAGAGGGCCCGGUCAUCAUCCAGAACCUCCGAAUCACCGGCACCAUCACGGCCAAGGAGCACAGGGGCACGGGCUCGCACCCUUACACCCUCUACACAGUCAAGUAUGAAACAGCGGUGGACAGUGGAAGUGCAGGUACUCUGCAGCCUGUUGCUUACCACAUGGUGAACCGCCGCUACAGCGAGUUCCUCAACCUGCAGACCCGCCUGGAAGAGAAGCCGGAGCUGCGCAAAAUUCUCAAAAAUGUGAAAGGACCAAAGAAGAUAUUUCCAGACCUUCCGUUUGGAAACAUGGACAGUGAAAAAGUAGAGGCCAGAAAAAGCCUGUUAGAAACAUUCCUCAAGCAACUUUGUGCCAUUCCUGAAACCGCCAACAGUGAAGAAAUGCAGGAGUUUCUGGCCCUCAAUACAGACGCCAGAAUUGCCUUUGUGAAGAAGCCUUUCAUCGUAUCUCGGAUAGACAAGAUUGUGGUGAACGCCAUCGUGGAUACCCUGAAAACAGCCUUCCCGCGUUCUGAGCCACAGAGCCCCACAGAUGAGAUAGAUGGCGACAGUGAGCCAAAAAUGCAGUCAGACACCAAGAAAAGCAGGUCGCGACUGAGGUUCUCCAGUAAAAUUGCUCCUGUCCUCAGCGUGUCCGACAUGCAGCCCAAAGUCACCUACUGCUGUGAUGAAGAGCGCACGGUGUUUAAUGGGCUCUCUCUGAGCGGGCUGGAGGCCUUCAUUAAGGAGCAGGAGAAGCUGGUGAGCGGGACGGCUGUGCGGGAGGCUGAUGGCUGGAAAGACUGCCACCUGCAGGAGAAAGUGGGUACUGUGUGCUGUGGAGGACCAGAGAAGCAUCCACAGGGAGUGCUGAGUCAGGCAGCGGGUAAAGAGCCAGUGGCAGAGACAGCCCUGGCAGACGUGGCUCUCGACAUGCUGUGUCUGCUGAUCCAGGAUCAGUGGAGUUGGCUGUGUACAGAGAACAUCCAGAGGACCGUCCGGCUGCUGUUCGGAACACUCAUCGACAGGUGGCUGGAUGUGGGCGUGGCUAACCUCACCUGCAGGCAGUACUGGGUGGUGUACCUGCGGGUGCUGCAGGAGGCGGUGUGGCCAGGGGGGGUUCUACCUGCCCAGCCUCGCCCUGAACGCAGCCACGCCCAGAGGGAGGAGACCAGACAGCAGUCCCUGCACUGCCUCAUGAAACUGCUCCCAGAUGUGAUCUCAGACAUGCUGGGGUCUGACAGGUACAGACAGAGCUGGCAGACUGCAUUACAAUCCCUACAGGAUCCUCACAUCAACAGGCACCUGGUUUACUGUGUGUGUGACCUGCUGCUGGAGUUCCUGAUCCCAGAAUCCUCUGCUGUGGACUUUCAGAGGGCCCUGCUCAGCAGCCUGACCGGCAGCACAGAGAAGAUGCCCGCCUGAAACUACUGCGGAAAAGCACUCCUGCGCUGGAUUACACAUACACACACACGCGUACACACAUAUAUACAUGCGCAUGCACACACAGACACGCGCGCA